Messenger RNA from Oncorhynchus gorbuscha (pink salmon), 1241 nucleotides. RefSeq names its product phospholipase A and acyltransferase 4-like. The transcript is spliced from 7 exons. Gene Ontology annotation, cellular component: cytoplasm. Lineage: Eukaryota; Metazoa; Chordata; Actinopteri; Salmoniformes; Salmonidae. Gene Ontology annotation, molecular function: glycerophospholipid phospholipase A1 activity; A2-type glycerophospholipase activity. Gene Ontology annotation, biological process: N-acylphosphatidylethanolamine metabolic process. The record is from RefSeq and is a predicted model, not a curated record. Bases 474 to 1118 code for a protein of 214 amino acids.
GCUCUGACCAUCAUAGAGAAGAUCCUUCACUCUCACCUCUCAACAGAGAAGACCCUUCACUCUCUCCUCUCAACAGGGAAGACCCUUCACUCUCUCCUCUCAACAGAGAAGACCCUUCACUCUCACCUCUCAACAGGGAAGACCCUUCACUCUCCCCUCUCAACAGAGAAGACCCUUCACUCUCACCUCUCAACAAAGAAGACCCUUCACUCUCUCCUCUCAACAGGGAAGACCCUUCACUCUCUCCUCUCAACAGGGAAGACCCUUCACUCUCUCCUCUCAACAGAGAAGACCCUUCACUCUCACCUCUCAACAGGGAAGACCCUUCACUCUCCCCUCUCAACAGAGAAGACCCUUCACUCUCACCUCUCAACAAAGAAGACCCUUCACUCUCUCCUCUCAACAGGGAAGACCCUUCACCUCAACUCAAAAUUCACUUGUCUGACUCUCUAGAGCAUUUCCCCUGGACAGCCAUGAAGAUGACAAUUAAGCAGACCUUAACUUUGGCCAUUUUGCUUUUUCAACUGACCAUCUCGGUUGAAGGAGGGGGGACUGGGUCUGGGCCGGUUCAACAGAGCAAAGUUUAUGACUAUACUUUUGGGGAUAUCAUCAAAUUUGAUCGAAUUGGGUACAACCACUAUGCAAUUUGGGUGGGUGAUGAAGUGUUUGGCGAUCCCAAUAUAAGAAAAAAUGGACAAAAUAUUUUUCACUUCCCAGGUCAAUUAAUCUCCACAGUUACAAAAUGUGCCUUUGAUUCACUGGAUGCGGUUAAAGGCAGUAGUACCCCUGUGGUGGACAAUUAUCUAGAUGGAAAUGAUCGUGUUAUCAGAACACGUGAAGAGAUGAUUCAAGAUAUUGUGACCCUGAAUAUUGAUUGUGGGAAAUACUUUGUUAUCAAGAACAAUUGUGAGCAUAUUGCCACAACUAUUCGCUACGGUGGGGCUUCCUGCUUUCAGCAAGGUUCCAAUCCACUUACUGAAAUGGCGGCGAAAUUCUGCUGUGUUACCAAUAGAGUUGCCGAAACACUCAAGAACAAUCAGAAGACGGGGCGUGGCAGAAGAGGUCUUGGUCUCCUACAGGUUGAAACCCGUGCCAACCAGGGUGCACCAGCUGCUUGAGUUCUAAACCUCUCAGAUGUUCUCUCUCUCUUCCAUCCUCUCUGUCUCUGUAUGAAGUGAGUUCUAAACCUCUCAGAUGUUCUCUCUCUCUUCCAUCCUCUCUGUCUCUGUAUGAAGUGAGUU